Molecule: messenger RNA, 1148 nt
Organism: Scleropages formosus (Asian bonytongue)
Lineage: Eukaryota; Metazoa; Chordata; Actinopteri; Osteoglossiformes; Osteoglossidae
Product: SIN3-HDAC complex-associated factor-like
Exons: 6
Coding region: 273-986 (237 amino acids)
Biological process (GO): negative regulation of cell migration
Cellular component (GO): Sin3-type complex
Source: RefSeq, a predicted model, not a curated record
CUAUAUUUCCCGAAAUGCAGCAGUCUUAAAUGCCUGUCGUCUUGCCUUCCGAUUGGCUACAUGUGUGUUCAAACCAGUCCGCCGAACUCCUUAUAUGGUGCUUCUGUAAAUGCUCCGCGUUGUAUCAAUGUUUUUAUGCUAAUUAUAUUCAAAUAUCCAGCUGUAUUCAGUCGUAGUACGGCAUGCGCAGUGUGGCGUUCAGCAAAGAGUAAGGAUUCAAAGUUUUUUUUGAUUGACCUCUUUCUUGGAUCAUAUCCUGCCCGUAUUUUGAGAUGUUCGGAUUCCACAAGUCCAAGAUCUAUCGCAGUAAUGAAGGCUGCUGCAUUUGCAAGACCAAAUCUUCCAGCUCUCGCUUCACAGACAGCAGCCGCUAUGAGGAGAAUUUCAGGCUCUGUUUCGGGUUAUCGGAAGACCGCUUCGGAGACAUUUGCAACGCUUGCGUCUUGCUGGUGAAGAGGUGGAAGAAACUCCCUACUGGGUCUAAAAAGAACUGGAACCAUGUGGUGGACGCCAGAGCGGGGCCGGGCUUCAAGCUCACCAAACCAAAGAAGGUGAAGAGCAGCGAGAAGCAGAAGAGCAAGAAGCUGAAGAGACUUCACAGUUUCAAAAGACAGAGUGAGUUAAGAUUUCACAGAAUAAAAGAUUCAGAUGCCCACAGCACCACCUCCAGUACAUCCCCUUCCCAGUCUCCCAGUUACAGCAACCAGUCCGAUGAUGGCUCGGACAUCGAGUCCAAACAGAAGCGUUCCUCCUCCUCUUCCUCCUCCGUCUUCUCAUUCCUGGAUCUCUCUUACUGGAAAAGACAAAAGGUAUGCUGCGGAAUCAUCUAUAAAGGCCGUUUCGGCGAGGUGAUGAUCGACCCGCGUCUCUUCAAACCCUGCUGCGCUUCCAAGAAGCAGGAAUCGCUGGCGCCCACGCAAGAGGCACACCUUUCUACAGCCCAGUCCGACGUGCUUGCCGAAGAGGACCUAAAAGAGACCUGGUGAUGGCUGUGGGCCUUGCCCACCCCCCAAGGUCUCCUUGGUUCCUCUUAGCGUUGUCUCCAGUGGUAGACUUAACCAUCAGCUUUCCUUCGGUAGUUUGCCAUUUAGGUGUUAGCGGUAAAUAGGUUCUUCUUUUUAAACUUUAUGAUGAAUCUUUUUGUCUUU